Messenger RNA from Fusarium fujikuroi IMI 58289, 1443 nucleotides. RefSeq names its product related to endoglucanase. NCBI's taxonomy places the organism in Eukaryota, Fungi, Ascomycota, Sordariomycetes, Hypocreales, Nectriaceae. The coding region runs from base 1 to 1443 and encodes 480 amino acids. Gene Ontology annotation, cellular component: cell surface; extracellular region. The transcript has 2 exons. The record is from RefSeq and is a predicted model, not a curated record. Gene Ontology annotation, biological process: glucan catabolic process. Gene Ontology annotation, molecular function: beta-glucosidase activity.
AUGGUCGCAACAGCAGACAACUCCGGCUCUUACGAAGCCGUCCCCAAAACCACCCCUCAGAAACCAUCAACAUGCAAGAUGCUUCAUACCGAGGGCAGUCGCAUCAUCGACCCCUCUGGCAACACCGUCAUCCUCAAAGGCGCUGCCAUUGGCGGCAUGCUAAACAUGGAGAACUUCAUCACCGGUUACGCAGGCCACGAACAUCAGCACAGACAACAAAUGGCAGAAGUCAUGGGCGAAGAAAAAGCAAACUUCUUCUUUGACAGACUUCUGUACCAUUUCUUCACAGACUCUGAUGCCGCUUACUUUGCAUCGUUGGGUCUGAAUUGUAUCCGCAUCCCCUUCAAUUAUCGUCAUUUUAUUGACGAUAUGGAUCCUGAUAAUCUCAAGAAAUCGGGUUUUGACUGGUUAGAUCGCUGUGUGGAUAUCUGUGGAAGACAUAACCUCUACGCUGUUCUUGAUCUCCAUGCCGUUCCUGGAGGUCAGAACCAAGACUGGCACAGUGAUUCUGGUCUUUCACGCGCGGCGUUCUGGGAUUUCAAGGACCAUCAAGACAGAUCUAUCCAACUAUGGAAAGCUCUCGCAGCUCACUACAAGGGAAACCCCGUCAUCGCAGGCUACAACCUCCUCAACGAACCCGCCGACGAAACCAAAACCUCAUCGGGCCAAUACGGCGCCAAGCUCGUAAAAUGGUACGAGCGCACCGAGAAAGAAGUCCGCGCCAUCGACCCCGAUCACAUGAUCUUCAUCGACGGAAACACAUACGCAAUGGACUUCCGCGCCUUUCCUGAGAACCCCCUCCCCAACGCUGUGUAUGCCUGUCACGACUACAGCUUCUAUGGUUUCCCCCUUGGGGAGCAGUACGAGGGUACGGACGAGCAGAAUACGAAGCUGAGGAAGAGCUUUGAGAGAAAGGUGCAGUUUAUGAGGGAGAAGAACGUGCCGAUUUGGAAUGGAGAGUUUGGUCCUGUUUAUCAGAAUGAGCAAGAAACUGACGUAAACUGGUCUAUCUGGCUGUACAAAGAUGUCGGUUAUCAAGGCAUGGUAUACGUCGAUCCCGAAUCCCCCUACAUGCGUCUCAUUGCACCCUUCAUCGCCAAGAAACAGCGUCUGGGUCUUGAUUUCUGGGGUGUUGUGAACAAAGACGGCGUCAAACAUCUCUACGAGCCAUUUAUUCAAGGAUUGAAGGAGGAAGUGAUGGAGAAGUACAGAGAUACCAAGUAUCCCAAGAUUUGGACUUUUGAACGACAGUUUGAACGGGUAAUUCGGGAGUGCUUGAUGAGUGAGUAUGUGGGAUGGGAGUUGGCAGAGCUGUUUAGAGAUAAGAGCAAGGAGGAGUUGGAGGAGCUGGCGAGUAGCUUUUCGUUUGAGAAGUGUAUUAAGAGAGAUACGCUUGUGGGGAUCCUGAGUCAUGAUUCGAUGAUCUCGGCUGGGAAGAAGUAG